This is a messenger RNA of Danaus chrysippus (African queen), 873 nucleotides long. Lineage: Eukaryota; Metazoa; Arthropoda; Insecta; Lepidoptera; Nymphalidae. The record is from the annotation of a GenBank genome assembly.
AUGCCGGGCGCCGGUACUUUCAAAAUCUUCGUCGGGAAUCUUUCCGAUAAAACCACAGACGCCGAUCUCAGACCGCUGUUCGAAAAGUUCGGUACGGUCGUAGAAUGCGAUAUCGUCAGAAAUUACGGUUUCGUGCACAUGGAAAAACGAGCAAGUCGGCCGCGAAGCCAUUCAGAACCUCAACGGCGAAACGCGCGCGCGCCCGAGGUCCGCGAGCUGUUUCAGAAGUUCGGCACGGUCGUGGAGUGCGAUAUCGUUCGUAACUAUGGCUUCGUGCACCUGGACGCGUCGGGCGACGUGAACGAGGCCAUCAAAGAGCUGAACGGCAUGAUGGUGGACGGCCAGCCCAUGAAGGUGCAGCUGUCCACGAGCCGCGUGCGCCAGCGGCCCGGCAUGGGCGACCCCGAGCAGUGCUACCGCUGCGGCCGCGGGGGCCACUGGUCCAAGGAGUGCCCCAAGGCCAUGGGCCCCGACCGCAACGGUUUCCGCGAUCGAGCGUUCGGCCGCGACCCCUACCCCCCGCCGCCGCCGCCGCCCUUCCUCCGCGAUCGCAUGAUGGGAGGAUUUGGGGAUCCUUACGACGGUUACUAUGACCGAGCUCGGUUUGACUCGGCGCGGGACCUGUUCGAGCGGAGGUACCCCGUGGGGGCUUCCAGGGGUCUGGACAUGGCGCCGUCCCGCGCGCGGGGUGACUUCGUGUCCCCUCCCCUGCGCCGUGAGCCCAUGCCGCCCAUGCCCUCCCUGCCCCCCAUGAGGAGCAGCAUGGGGUCGAUGAGGUCCUCGUAUGAUGCUAUGUACAGCCGCAGGAGCCCACCCAGGGGACCACAGAUGUCUAGAGGGUAUGUCGCUAUGACUUGUGUUAAACAAUCUUGA